UUCCAGCUGUGGUUUGGGUGCAUCAGCAUAGAAGAUGUUGGCAUGGCAGCCUGUUGGAUGGAGAUAACAAUACUUAGGGAUAACAGGGUGAGGCGAAGUGACAGCAAGGCACUGCCUCUUGGACUUUGGGAUCAUUACAGUCUGGAUGGGUAUAUAAGCUGUUGAACUUCACCAGCUGAGCACAAGCACAAUCAAGUGGUUUAACAGACACACUUGCAAACUCAGGGUCUUAGAGCCAUGAAGGUCAUUGCUGUGCUCGUCUUGGCCGUUUUCACCGGCUGCAAUGCCAACAUCUUCUAUGCUGAUGCUCCGAAGCCACAAAUAGAAGUGGUGACUGAGGCUUUCUGGGACUAUGUUGCCAAAGCCACCCAGACCGCUGACGACACCCUUCAGAUGGUCAGGAAGUCUCAGUUCGGACAGGAUGUCAGUGCCCGUCUGACAGAGAGCGCUGACGUCGCCAGCAAGUAUGCAGUGUCCCUGCAGGAGCAGCUUCCCCCUGCUGCCCAGGAGCUGAUCACCAAAGUUACCACCGAGGCCGACGUGCUGAAAGAGCGUGUGAGCCAGGAGAUCAUCUCAGCCAGGGAGAAGCUGGAGCCCUUCACCGAGAACAUGAAGGCCCAGAUCCAGCAGAGAGUGGAGCAGCUCAAACAGGAGCUGACCACUUAUGCUGAUAUGGACUCUGAGGCCCUGAGAACCACCCUGAUGCAGAAGAGCGAGGAGCUGAAGGCCAGCCUGGAGCAGAGCGUGCAGGAGCUGCAGUCUCAGCUGGGACCCUACACCGACGACCUGAAGCAGAAGGUGGACCAGCACCUGCAGGAAUUCAGAGAGAGCAUGGUCCCCAUCACCGAGAGAGUUCAGACCGAGCUCACUCAGAGGGCCCAGCAGGUUAAAGAGAUUGCCACUCCCUACGUUGAUGACCUGAGGGAGAAGCUGGACCCCUACGCUCAGGACCUCCAGGCCCGUCUCACCUCUCUCUAUGAUUCCUUUAUCAAAGCCAACUAAGUCAACCUCAAGCUUGAAAUGUACCAAAGGACCUGCAUUCAAUAAAAUAUAAUUCACAGAUCUCUGAUCUCUGGACUUUUCCUUGCCAGCACAACAACAUUAAUUACCAAUAUUUUAUAAACUUGGAUGUCAUCAGAUGUACAACAAAAAUGUGUCAGUCUGCGACCACACACUGUGUUCUCUUCCUAUAUUAUGGAAAAUAAAGUAAAAGCAAAACCGCUUUCAAUGCCUUAUGUGUGUGUGUUUUUUAUUGAGUUGUUCUUGCAAAUAUAA
Molecule: messenger RNA, 1275 nt
Organism: Menidia menidia (Atlantic silverside)
Lineage: Eukaryota; Metazoa; Chordata; Actinopteri; Atheriniformes; Atherinopsidae
Source: the annotation of a GenBank genome assembly